Messenger RNA from Scomber scombrus (Atlantic mackerel), 1986 nucleotides. Its product is annotated as gastrula zinc finger protein XlCGF57.1-like. Gene Ontology annotation, cellular component: nucleus. Gene Ontology annotation, molecular function: DNA-binding transcription factor activity, RNA polymerase II-specific; RNA polymerase II cis-regulatory region sequence-specific DNA binding. The coding region runs from base 23 to 1417 and encodes 464 amino acids. Lineage: Eukaryota; Metazoa; Chordata; Actinopteri; Scombriformes; Scombridae. Gene Ontology annotation, biological process: regulation of transcription by RNA polymerase II. The record is from RefSeq and is a predicted model, not a curated record. The transcript has 2 exons.
UGAAGUUAGCUUCGUGUUAAAAAUGUCUAAAGUCCAAAUGCUGAGAGCGUCGGUGAAUCAGAGACUAACUGCGGCUGCUGAAGAGAUAUUUGUGCUGUUUGAAAGAACGAUAGCAGAGUACGAGGAGGAACUUUCUCGAUCUAAAGAGGAGAACGAGCGACAACGCAAACUACUGGACGCUGUUUUCAAGCCUCAACUUCAUCUACACAGAGCAGAUGUGCAAAAAGUGAUUAUUGGAGACGAAGAUAACCAGGAGACAAACUCCAAUGUGAACCAGGACCCAGAUCCUCCACACAUUAAAGAGGAACAGGAGGAAGUCUGCACCAGUCAGGAGGGAGAGCAGCUUCAAGAACUGGAGGAGGUUGAUAUCAAGUUCACAUUCUCUCCUGUUCCUGUGAAGAGUGAAGAUGAUGAAGAGAAACCUCAGUCCUCACAGCUUCAUCAAACACUAACUGAGGAGAUAAAAACAGAAGCUGAUGGAGAGGACUGUGGAGUAUCAGAACCAGACAGGAACUCACAUCCAGAUACACAUUUACUACCUGAUACUGAUGAUAAGACUUCAGACCCUUUAAAGACUGAGACUGAAGACCAUGAUGAAUGGAAGGAGACUGGUGUACCUGUUGUAGUGAACUGUGAACCAAGUUGUAAUGAGGUGGAAUCAUUCAGCUGCUCUCAGUGUGGUAAGACCUUUAGCCAGAAGGGACACCUGCUCAUCCACCGCAGAAUUCACAUAGAGGAAAAACCUUUCAGUUGCUCAAUUUGUGGUAAAAUAUUAGUAUGCAAGGGGUCACUUAAGAGACAUAUGAGAAUUCACACAGGAGAGAACCCCUUUAGUUGCUCAGUUUGUGGGAAAAGACUAGUAUGCAAGGGGUCUCUUGGGAGACAUAUGAAAACUCACACAGGAGAGAAACCCUUUAGUUGCUCAGUUUGUUUUAAAAGACUUGUAUGUGAAGUGUCUCUCAGGAGACACAUGAAAUUUCACACAGGAGAAAAACCUUUUAAUUGUAUAAUUUGUGGUAAAAGAUUUGUUUGCAAGGAGUCUCUUAGGAGACAUAAGAGAAUUCACACAGGAGAGAAACCUUUUACUUGCACAGUUUGUGGUAAAUCUUUUACUCAGUCAGGUCUGCGCUACCACCUGAAAACUCACACAAGAGAAAAACCCUUUAGUUGCUCAGUUUGUGGUAAAAAGUUCAACCAGGAGGUAACUCUACAGCUUCACAUGAGAACCCACACAGGAGAGGAGACCUUUAGCUGCUCUGAAUGUGGUAAACUAUUUGCUUUGAAAAGAUACUUGCAGAGGCACAUGCGAAUCCACACAGGAGAGAAGCCAUUUAGCUGCUCCUUCUGUUGUUUUAGAUUCAACAAAAAGGCAAAUCUGCACAGACACAUGAGAAUUCAUUCAAGAGAAACCACUUAACUGCUCAAGUUUCCCAAGACAGAUUCUCAGAUGGUUCUCUGUAACAAACCAUUUGGAGCGUCAGAUUAAAUGAUCCAGGAAAUGUUUCAGUUGCUUGUGUUUAUUUCACACAAGUGGAAAUCUCUUCAAAUGCAUUAAUGUUCAUGAAAACAUGUGUCCUUGUGGUGGUGUUUUUGUUUUAAUAGACAGAGGUUCACUUAUAGUACUGUGUAUAGUUUAUCAGCAGUGCCCAACCAAAUUUAAAGUCUGUGUAAAGUAAGAAUAAAUAUGUGUUCUGAGUUUAACAUACCACAGAAAAGUGUGUUGUUAACCACCCUGCCAAAUUUGAAUGAUUAAAAAAAUCACCAAAUAUAUGAAAUUAGGCUUCAAAGUUGUUUCAGCUCCCAAAUGCUGAAGCCCCACCCCCUACCAAGUGUCACCUGUCAAUCAAAGUCACCACCUCUACCAGAAACAUGGACGCUAGGUCUGAGAGCUUUCUGCCGCUAGCUCAACUGCUAAGUCGGCGGCUAGCUCGUUGGCUAACUUGGCAGCUAACUCAGCUAACUGGCUAACUGUAGACUGUAGUAGUA